This is a messenger RNA of Aethina tumida (small hive beetle), 1777 nucleotides long. RefSeq names its product ADP-ribosylation factor-like protein 8B (gene Arl8). Bases 128 to 688 code for a protein of 186 amino acids. NCBI's taxonomy places the organism in Eukaryota, Metazoa, Arthropoda, Insecta, Coleoptera, Nitidulidae. Gene Ontology annotation, cellular component: lysosomal membrane. The transcript is spliced from 4 exons. The record is from RefSeq and is a predicted model, not a curated record. Gene Ontology annotation, molecular function: GTPase activity; GTP binding. Gene Ontology annotation, biological process: anterograde axonal transport; protein transport.
CCUCUACGCAAAACACAACAACCCGAUAGAGAUUUUGACAUUCGGGGCUGGGUUAAAGUUAAAUUUAUUUUCGUUUUCCAGAAUACGACAUUAUAGAUUGUAAUAUAGUUUCGAAAUCGCCGUGAAAAUGUUGAGCCUAAUGAACAGAUUAUUGGACUGGUUCCGCAGUCUGUUUUGGAAGGAAGAAAUGGAACUGACACUCGUCGGACUCCAAUAUUCAGGCAAAACUACUUUUGUUAAUGUUAUAGCGAGUGGACAGUUCAGUGAAGACAUGAUUCCAACAGUUGGUUUUAAUAUGAGGAAGAUCACAAAGGGGAAUGUUACCAUUAAAGUUUGGGAUAUUGGAGGACAGCCAAGAUUCCGAUCCAUGUGGGAACGGUAUUGCAGGGGUGUCAAUGCCAUUGUGUACAUGGUGGAUGCUGCUGAUCCUGAUAAGAUUGAAGCUUCACGAAAUGAGCUGCACAAUCUAUUGGACAAACCACAACUAUCAGGAAUUCCAGUGUUGGUUUUAGGCAACAAGAGGGACAAACCACAAGCUUUAGACGAAAAUGGCCUUAUUGAAAGAAUGAAUCUCUCAGCGAUACAAGACCGCGAGAUCUGCUGCUACUCGAUCUCGUGCAAGGAGAAGGACAACAUCGACAUAACGUUGCAGUGGUUGAUCGCCCAUUCCAAAUCGGGCAUGCGUUAAGUGUGCGGUAUCGAAAACGGGGGCGGCGGGACUAGUAAUAUUUUUCAAAGUCUGUGUCAAAGUAAACACCAUUCGACCAUUUUCAAAAAUCAAUUGUUACGAUCUUGAAGGAAUCCGUUUUGUAUUCGCACCCGGCAACGUUUUCGUUCCUGUGAUUAUAUAAUAAUAUUGCUGGUUAUUUUCUUUUGUGCACAGUAGUGGCUAAUUAACUUGUAUUAAUUUUUCGUUAUUGAACAAGGCUGUGUCUCUAUAUUGAAAUUAGUUUCUUCAAGACUAAUAGUAAAAUUAAUACGGACUGUACAGAAUGUGGUUACUUUGGGAUUACCCGAUUUUAAUUUCAAAUCGCGCGCCGAUGUAUAUUCAAACAGGACCAGUUUUUUUACUUUGAAUUAUGCAGGGUUGAAUAACAAUUAAAAUUAAUCAUUGAUCGUGAACUGAUGCGUGGUUUGAAAUUGAAUCGGGGGUCAAAACACAAAAUAAUUUAACUGAUUGAUUACUGUAAAUGUGCUGAAUUUGUAAAGUUAUAUAAAAGACGGUAACGUUGUAAUUUAAGGACUUUUACCACCUAGUCGUGAGGCUUUUUUUAGAUUAGUUACAUUUUAAUCAGUUUAUAGUGCGAUAAAUACAUAAAAGUUGUUAAAUUGAAAUUGUCAUUCACCGAAUUUUUUAAUUUUUUCAGUCAAUAUUUUUACAGUAUGUUCAAUUUGACAUUUAAACACUAAAUACAUAGAUUAGUAUCAAGUUAAGAGUAAAUAGCAGAAAAAUAUUAUUUAAAAAAGUAUAUAUUGUGGUGUAUGUUUAGUUUACAAUCUAAUUAAUUUAUAAUUAUUUGUACAAAGUGAGAUUUUUAUAUUAUUAUUAUUAUUAUUAUAUUGUGUUGUAUAUUAUUUUUUAUAAAUACUUUGGUAUCUAUAUAUAUAUAUAUGUGUUUGUAUACACAUAAUAUUGUUUAUGCACAGCAAAUUAUUAUGACGUUCAAAAAUUUACUAUACGAACGUUUUAAUAAUUUGUUGAAUCUCCUCAGUUUUAUACAGACAAAAAUGUAAAGCUUUAUCUCAAAGAAUAAUAAAAUCUAAUCAAUUUAAUCAA